This is a messenger RNA of Microdochium trichocladiopsis, 1623 nucleotides long. RefSeq lists its product as uncharacterized. The record is from RefSeq and is a predicted model, not a curated record. The transcript has a single exon. NCBI's taxonomy places the organism in Eukaryota, Fungi, Ascomycota, Sordariomycetes, Xylariales, Microdochiaceae. Bases 1 to 1623 code for a protein of 540 amino acids.
AUGUCCAGUUCGGACUCAGAAGCCAAGAUGAAUACCUCCGGGGCCUCAUCUGUAUCUGCGCAGAAUACAGAUCCAUUGCAGCUUACUUUCUGUCGCCAAGCUGUUAGGAGAUUCAUUUUCAGCAACAAUAUUUACCUCACGAACCUGGUUCCUAGCGAGAUAGUCGACAUCGACAUGAUGCACCCGGUUGUUGGCAACCCUUCAAGUCCUUGCUCGUACGCUAUCCGAACUGGCAAGCUGGAAAUCAGUUCAGGCCUUUCAUCCGCAGCUGGCUCGGCUCGCUACGUUGGAGGCAUCAACCCCUAUGCGACAUAUGAGGUGGAUGUUCAGGACAUCUCCAUUGGAUCAGAUGAGUCCUCCGGGGAGGUGGGCAUCAAUCUCGCCACCAACGACGAUCAGACUCAUCUCCAGAUUGUCGCGGUGUACGAUCGAGCUGGCUCGCCGGUGCUGAUGCGCCUGCUCCGCGCAGGGGAAGUGAUUCGCGAGGACGUCUUGUCCGCAGGGCCCGCACCUGAGCCGCCAUAUAAGCUUCAAGUCCAGUUUUCGGGCAUCAGUCUGAACACCUUUUACACAAAAGAUGGACAGACCAGAUUUCUAGGCCGCAUCCAUCCGAACGACAACUUCAGAGAUAUCUUAGAUCUUCGCCGUCGUUCCACGGCCAUUGGGGCGCGAUAUGGAGUGCUCACCAAGCUUCCGGCAGGUUCUCAGGUCGUCCUCAACGGAGCAGCGUCUUAUCUCUCCGCUGGAGUUGGGCAGGCUGAUAUCCGUCUCAUUACCCGUCGAGACGGCGCACCGGUAUUUGACAACGACAGAAUGUGGUUCAGCUUCUCUGCUCGCGGCAUUGGGACGGGCGACUGUUCUCAAGGCAUCAUGAGCUGGAACCCGAGUCCGUCGGAAUUCAAGUUUGAAGGAACCAUAGUGUUCGAUCAUGGGGAUGGUCUUCUACGCAACGACUACGCCUCCCACAUUUUCUACGACGAUCAGUCUGGGACCUGGAAAGCGUGGUCUUGCGACUUUGGCGGCUCGGCAAACCAGGAAGGAAGGGGGCCCUCGGGGCUCGUAGUAGCAGAAUCGAAGCGAGACCCCCGACGUGGAUUCUCUGUGAUGUCGGCAUCCGUUCUCAAAGAUAUUGCAGGCCAGCACGAGGAUCCAUGCGGCUUCUUCGACUCCGACUCGGGAACGUGGCGACUACUCACCACGGAAUUGUCCAACGGCUUUCGGGCCCAACUGUUCGAGUCUGAAUCAUGGAAGGGACCUUUCACGCCGAUAGCAACGCCGGUGAACCACAACAGCACUGGGACACUCAUUCAGAAAUUCGGCCAGCAGCGGUUUGUCUUUGCGGGAAGUAGUGAGCCUACCGUGUUUGUGUAUUCCUAUCCUGAUCUGCGAGAGCUCGGAACUCUCAAGAUUGAUCUUCCACCUUUCACACCAGGACGAAACUCACGAAUCUGGCCCAACGUCUUCCCUUUACCAGUUGGCUAUCCUGCCCGCUACAUGGCUUUGAUGAUGGAUCGUGCCAAUUUUCCAGACGUACAGGGCGAUACCUGGAGCUAUGGCGCUUUAUACACGUACUGGGCACAUACGGAGGACAUUUCUCACGAUGAGUAUGAAUUUGACCUCUAA